Necator americanus (New World hookworm) is the source of this 336-nucleotide messenger RNA. RefSeq lists its product as uncharacterized. NCBI's taxonomy places the organism in Eukaryota, Metazoa, Nematoda, Chromadorea, Rhabditida, Ancylostomatidae. The coding region runs from base 1 to 336 and encodes 111 amino acids. The record is from RefSeq and is a predicted model, not a curated record. The transcript is spliced from 4 exons.
AUGCACAUGCAGCAGGACUUUCUCGUCGGAUGUUCGGGAAAAUCGAGGAAUAGUUAUUUUCUGAUGUCACAGACAGCUCUUUCGCCUCUGUCGGUCAUGAUCUUCUACGUUUUCGUCGCCAGUCCUUCAAUGGAGUUUUCCGACACCCGUUGGUGUGAACAUCUCCAGGAAUCGAAGAAUACUGUCCGCUGUUACCGUAUCGAGAGAGAAAUUAUGUGCAGUUUUCUGGGAAACAGGCAAUUAUACGGAAGAGGAACAAAUAGCAGGAUUCAACAAGAAAUUAAAAAUUGCCUCGGUAAGUAUGUCCAAAUAAUUUUCAUGAGUAGCGAUGUAUGA